AGGAAACGAAAAGGAAGGGGGCUGGAAGUUUCGCCGUCCGGAACGACUGAUAGGCGCACACACACAGGGAGGCGGGGGAAGGGGAAGCUAUAAAGCGGCGGACCGGCCGGCGAUCGUGACCCAGAAGCAGUCGGUUGGCGGGAUCGGAGACACACGCCUGGGGACAGGAUGUCGACGUCGCAGAAGCACCGCGACUUCGUGGCUGAGCCCAUGGGCGAGAAGUCGGUGAAGUGCCUGGCGGGGAUCGGCGAGGCCCUCGGCCAGAGGCUGGAGGAUCAGGGAUUUGACAAGGCGUACGUGGUUCUGGGCCAGUUUCUGGUGCUGAAGAAGGACGAGGAGCUGUUCAAGGAGUGGCUGAAAGACACCUGCCAGGCCAAUUCCAAGCAAAGCAGCGACUGCCACACCUGCCUGCGGGAGUGGUGCGACGCCUUCCUGUAAUCUCUCCCCCCUGACCCCCAGCAGCAGCGUUCCCCCCCCCACCCCCUCCUCCUCAGAGUGAAAUCGGCCCACCCUGCUCCUUUGGUUCGGUCCUUGUGCUCCCUUAACUACUGAAGCCACUAGGAGGGCCGGGCUGUGAACCGGAGAGCACGGGAAGGGUUGCCCUCUUCCCCUGCCACUACUCAUCACACCCUCCUGAGCCAAGACGUUGGAUAUUCUUAGCGUGAGGUUUUUUUUUCAAACCUUCCCCCCUCCCCUCCACUCCCCCGGUGCUCAUGAAAAUGAGUAAUCUGCCCUGUGACGGGCCGCACACAGUGAGGCUUUCAUUUCGAUUGUGUCACGAACCACUUCUCUGUCUCUCUCUGCAUGAAGGUCCAUGCCGGACGCCACACCGCGUUCUGAGCUGGGACUCUCAUUAUUUCAAGCCCGCCAUACUCCUUCCCGUUCCCAUAACUUUGAGCUGAGUGUUGAGACUCAACUUCACUGUAGAAAUUGUUAUUAAAUUUUAUAUGAAUAAAUAAUUGUGUGUUUGGCA
Hypanus sabinus (Atlantic stingray) is the source of this 973-nucleotide messenger RNA. Its product is annotated as barrier-to-autointegration factor A. Lineage: Eukaryota; Metazoa; Chordata; Chondrichthyes; Myliobatiformes; Dasyatidae. The transcript is spliced from 3 exons. Gene Ontology annotation, molecular function: DNA binding. Bases 169 to 438 code for a protein of 89 amino acids. The record is from RefSeq and is a predicted model, not a curated record.